AUGCCAAUGCCAUUUGGGGAAUUUCCCCCUUUUAUUCGCCGCCGAGUCGUUGUCACCGGCCUUGGCGCAGUGACGCCACUCGGUCUUGACGUCGCUUCAACGUGGGCGGCGCUUUGUCAGGGCCGAUCUGCCACACGUCCCCUCAAGGAAGUCCCUUUUUUCUUUCCUGCAUGUAUUGAUUCCGACUGCCGCCUCACACCAGCGGCGAGGCAGAAGAGUCACGAGCAGCUGCUUGCAAAAAUGCCGUGCCAAGUAGCCGCUCCAGUUUUGGCGCCAUCGGGUGGGCCCAACUUCACACCCACUUUACGUGAAACACGUGCGACGUUGUUUGCAUAUUACGCCGCCGAAGAGGCAUUGACGCAUGCAAAGCUCCUUGAGUCCCCAGCGAAGCGAAUACUCGCAUCAUUUGCGAAGGAACGUAUUGGUGUGAACAUUGGUGUUGGGAUGCCUUCUCUUGCGGAUGUCGGUGAUGUCUCAUACAGUUUGUAUGCGGAUCCAGAAAAAGUAAACUACAGUCGUGUGAAUCCGUUGUUUGUUCCAAAGAUCCUGGGGAAUAUGGUGACGGGAUUGACAGCAAUGAAGUAUGGCAUUAUGGGGCCGGUGGGAAGCAGCGUUGCCGCCUGUGCCACGGGAGCGCAUUGCAUUGGAGAGGCGGCAGAAUGGAUUCGUGGUGGGCGGGCGGACAUUGUUGUGUGUGGAGGAACAGAGGCCUGUAUUACUCCUGUUUCCAUCGCUGGAUUUAGCCGUAUGCGUGCACUCUGCACGAAGUAUAACGGUAUGCCGCAGGAAGCGUCGCGGCCGUUUGACAAGGAUCGUGGUGGUUUUGUGAUGGGUGAGGGAAGUGGCAUUAUCGUUUUAGAGCACCUGGAGCACGCAAUGCAACGCGGGGCACAAAUUUUUGCGGAACUACGCGGUUUUGGCAUCUCGAGUGACGCCCACGAUUUGGCCGCACCGCAUCCGGAGGGCCGUGGGGCGCAACUGUGCCUCCGUUCCGCGUUAGAAGAUGGGGGAAAUAUUUCAAUAAACGAUGUUGCGUAUGUGAAUGCACAUGCCACCGGUACGAUUGGUGACGACAUGGAACUUCACGCCCUGGACAAAGUUCUGGGCGGCGACGGGACGUCCAGCCGCCGCCGUCCGGUAUACGUCAGUAGCGUGAAGGGUGGUCUUGGACAUCUCUUGGGGGCCGCAGGAAGCGUUGAGGCCAUUGUUGCUAUCAUGUCUCUUUAUCACCAGCAGGCACCUCCAAAUAUCAAUCUUCACGCCCCUUCAGCGGAGGGGUUGGAGCGUCUGCAGCUUGUGCGAGGCCACGCGCCUCUUCCAUUUCAAGGUGACGCUGUGAUUUCCACAAGCUUUGGUUUUGGUGGCGUCAACACGGCACUACUCUUCACGCGAGUCGAGAAGGCAUUAAUCUGA
Trypanosoma cruzi is the source of this 1413-nucleotide messenger RNA. Its product is annotated as beta-ketoacyl synthase family protein, putative. The coding region runs from base 1 to 1413 and encodes 470 amino acids. Lineage: Eukaryota; Euglenozoa; Kinetoplastea; Trypanosomatida; Trypanosomatidae. Gene Ontology annotation, molecular function: 3-oxoacyl-[acyl-carrier-protein] synthase activity. Gene Ontology annotation, biological process: fatty acid biosynthetic process. The transcript has a single exon. The record is from RefSeq and is a predicted model, not a curated record.